AUGCGGGCAGCAACCCGGCUGGUGGUACAAAUACACAUACCGCAAGGAUCGAAACACCGGAAUAUGGGCCAUGGAUUCAGGUACCACAAAGAUCGCGAUCAUAUACGAGACGCGACAAGGGGCCAGACCAGACCUCAGCUGCUCAUCAGGAACGUUCAAAAUAUGGGACAGGAUUGGGUUCUCGAAAAGGAGGCCCCACAGGAAGCUGUGCCUACUUUUGAAUCUGGCGGGCCAUCAUCGCUCCCCGAUCAGACCAAGAAUGCGCGAAGUGAGGGGAUCGAGGGGGAGCGUGGAUGGAAUACAGUCUCGAGAAGACAUAUGAACAAAGGAAAAGCGCAGAUGACGGUUACAAAUCAUGGAAAAGACCAAGUAGCACGUAAAGAGGCAACCACUGGGGAUAAACAGAUGUUGGAGCGUGAAGGAACCCAAAGCCACAACCUUGAGCGGGUCUCAUCCAUUGGAACGAAAUUGUAUACAACUCAGAUCAAGAAAGAAUUAUACACUGGCAAGCCGCCGGAUGGUUUGCAUUUGAUAGAUGGCCCUUUCUCCGACUCGAACUCUUCCUAUAGGGCUGGGCUCUCACUAUCGACGGCAAGCAACCUAAAGGUGCUGCUUGGUGUACCAUCCAUUGGUCGGAGAACCUAUGCUGGCGAUAGACUCGGCGAAGUCAGAAUUUGUGUAGAAGAAAGGUGUAGCGGCCCGUCCAUUCUUUUAAGUCCGGGCGAAAGGAACGAACUGCUCGAGAGCAACUGCCUUUGUUUACUUGGUGGAUGGGAUGUCGAGUAG
Molecule: messenger RNA, 786 nt
Organism: Striga asiatica
Lineage: Eukaryota; Viridiplantae; Streptophyta; Magnoliopsida; Lamiales; Orobanchaceae
Source: the annotation of a GenBank genome assembly